Molecule: messenger RNA, 486 nt
Organism: Symbiodinium pilosum
Lineage: Eukaryota; Dinophyceae; Suessiales; Symbiodiniaceae
Source: the annotation of a GenBank genome assembly
AUGGCUGACCCUGCGGGCGACAGUGACGUCUUGCCGGCCCAAGACAAGGUCAAGUUCACCGAGGCCUUCAACGUUUGGGACAAGCACCAGCAGGGUUACAUCCCCUGGAAACCGGACUUCGCGAAUCUUUGGAGAUCAAUCGGGCAGAACCCAACGGAGGGUGAGAUCCGACGCAUCAUCGAAGAGAAUGAUACCGGCACAGGACACUUCCAGCUGGAGACUUUCCUGAAGCUGUGUGAGUCGCGUGAAGAUGCGCUGAGAAAGGAGCAGCUCAUCGAGGCCUUCAAGACCUUUGACAAGGAUGGAAAGGGCACAAUCACCCUUGCACAGCUCCGCUACGUGCUCAUGCAGCUGGGAGAUCCGCUUGAUGAUGAAGAAGCAGAUCAAUUUAUAGAAUUUGCGGACAAGAACAAAGAGGGGGCAUCUGCUGAGAUUGACUAUGAGGACCUGGUGGAGAGGCUGGACACCCGCGAUCAGAAGUUUUGA